Molecule: messenger RNA, 5160 nt
Organism: Cryptotermes secundus
Lineage: Eukaryota; Metazoa; Arthropoda; Insecta; Blattodea; Kalotermitidae
Gene: myo
Product: growth/differentiation factor 8
Exons: 4
Coding region: 206-1762 (518 amino acids)
Biological process (GO): SMAD protein signal transduction
Cellular component (GO): extracellular region
Molecular function (GO): growth factor activity; cytokine activity
Source: RefSeq, a predicted model, not a curated record
UAAAGGGCGGCAGGCGUGCCACCGUCGGCCACUAUCCGAGCAGCCGACCCACCUUGCUCGCGUCUUAUCAACUGGCGCAGAGGCGCACCUUGCCGCAAUUAAAAAGUGGCAGCAGGGACUCCCCCUCCCACCUCUCGCUAUCUGCUGCCCCCUCCGCCGGGCUCUCCCCUAUCAUCUGCAGUUGUGUGGCGGUCAGCGAGCUGGCAUGACGGCGCAGCGGGACAGACUCCAUCCGGAAGUGACGCGGGCCGCCAUGAGACACCUCGACAAGGAGGACGAUGACGAAGAGGCAACCGCGAGGCGUCGCAGGCAACGGAAAAAGACGCCUGCCACAGACAGUUGUGGGGGUAUAUGUGUGGUUACAGUGCUUCUUGUCCUGGUGUGUUGGUGUGUGAGCCCCGUCCUCGCGGGGGGAAACAGUGACACCGGCGUCGCGACGUCCCCGUUCGCAAACACGACCAGCCUCUACAGUAGUCUGAAGUUGGGAAGUCGGCUUGUCAGGAGGAGGGACAGGCACCCCGACCAGGAGCACUUGGCCGUCAACGAGACUGAGGACGAAGUGACGACGCCUCUUCCGGGCUGCCAGUCGUGCAUAUUCCGUGAGGGCCUGCGGAACUUGAGCCUACAGACCAUCAAGGAGGAGAUCCUGAGCAAGCUGGGCAUGAAGCACGCCCCCAACACCACGGGGAGGCAGCUGCCCAAGAUCCCGCCGCUCCAUCACUUGCUGCAGAUAUACGAGCAGCAACAAGGGGUGCCCGGGAUGCAGGGCGACGAGCCUGUCCGGGCGACGGGCUCCUUCAAGCCGGGAAGCGUCGUGCAGGAGGAGGAGGACGACUACCACGCACGGACGGAGCGCGUCAUCGCCUUCGCUCAGCCUUACCCCAAGCUGCGCCAUGGACCGAAGGGUCAAGACGUCCAAUUCUUCCGCUUCUCGGAGAAGGUCAUGCGGAACAAGGUCCUGAAGGCCCACCUGUGGAUGUACCUCAGGGGCACGACGCAUAGGCAAGGCUCGAAGACCAGUCACGAGGGUCUGGCCGACGCCCCGGCGCCAGAAUCACCGGGAGGCGGCUACGACGGCGGCGGAGGCGGUGGCGGAGGGGGAGAUGCAGGAUGGUCCGUGCCCCUGGUGAACGUGAGUGUGAUGAAGGUGCUCCGGGGAGCCAGCUCGUCGCUCGAGUCUCCGAUCAUGAAGAUAGAAGCCAAGUCAUUGGUUCGACGCCCGUCAGGCGAAGGUGGCUGGGUAUCCCUGAAUGUCGAAGAGUUGCUUUCCAGAUGGUUCGAGAAUCCUAAGGAAAAUCACGGGAUAGUUCUGCAUGCAGCCGACGAGAGCGACCGGCAGAUUGUCGUCACAGAUCACGAGGAGGACAAUGGCGCCCUGGUUCCAUUUGUUGAGCUGUAUACAGCGGACGGCAGGAAACACAGGACGAAGCGCACUAUCGGCCUGAACUGCGACGAAACGUCGGAGGAGAAGCGCUGCUGUCGAUAUCCUCUGACGGUGGACUUCGAGGAGUUCGGUUGGGACUGGAUUAUCGCUCCCAAGAAAUACGAGGCCAACUAUUGCUCGGGGGAGUGUCCCUACGUGUUCCUUCAGAAGUAUCCGCACACACACAUCGUGGCCCUUGCCAACCCGUCAGGGACAGCCGGGCCCUGCUGCGCCCCGCGCAAGAUGUCGCCCAUCUCCAUGCUUUACUUUGACAACGAGUACAACAUCAUAUACGGUCUGCUGCCAGGGAUGGUGGUGGACAGAUGUGGCUGUUCGUAGGAGGGGGAGGGGUGGUGGGCACAGUACUGCCGUCCAGAUCAGAAUCCGUCCGUCCAGCACAGAAGCUCCCCUCAUAAGUUAUUUAAUCUCUCUAAAUGAUAUACGUAAUUUAUGUGGUGGCAGAGGGCGCUACACGCCACAAGUGCGCCUUCAACCAUCGCGACGUGCCCGACUCCUUGAUGAAGCGUAAGAGAAAACGAGUAUUGUGAUAUUAUUUUAGUAAAAACUUUGAUUCUGAUUUCUAAUUUAAAUUAAUGUGUGUUAUGACGAGCUCCUGAAUUAGGAACAAACCGUGGACAUUGCUGUGAGUGCGGAAGUUUAAUUUAAUGUUGUACACGGCUCAUGUCAAUUUCGUUCAUCAAAAUCAGGCUGAAUUCUUCUGUCCAACAGCUGCAAUACAUACAUAAGAAUGCUCUUCACACCCAAAAUGGUGCUGCCUACCACUGGGUGAGGCCCCCCCCCCCUUUUAUCCGUCCAGGUGAGCCCUUGAAAGCAACACUGCGCAUGUGCAGAGCACAGCAUUUGUACUUGCGAUGAGACUUGCUUUACUUUGGACUAAGAGCAAAUGUUACAGUUAAUUUCCAAGCGCACGGAGCUGCACGUCUUCACAGAUUUUAUGUCUAAAUUCUGAACGCCUGGCGUCAUAAGGGCGCCGUCUGCAAGGGGUCCACACGCGUCACAUUUCGCUGGUUGCGCACCCUUCCGAAAGCAGUGUCAGCGCGAAUUCGAGAACCGAAAGGAACCGCCAAGCAAAAGGAAACGGUCUGAAUGUAAAAUAAUUUAAAAUGUAGAAUAUAAUUAAAUUAACUUAUUUUAAUUCUAAGGGUUUGUUACGCGCCCUGCUCUGAAGCCCGUAGCGGACUCCCGUUUCCUGGUGCACGUCGCUGCCGGGGGCACAGGAACUGCCUCUUCCGAAGUUUGGGCGGUGCGCAAGAAGAAUUUCAGGCCCUGGUGCGGCGCCACGCUGUCCCUGCCCUAGGGACGACUGUGCCCUGACAACCCUAGGUUGGCCCCAGUACGCUGCAGUAUUUCAGAUUUCGAAAUGUAUGUGAAUUUAUAUUUGCCCUUUGCUACACUGUUAAACAGUAUCUCUUCCGCUCGAAGCUAUUGGAUCAGAAAUUUUUUCAGCAGAUAAGAAGUUAACAAAACGUAUACUUAACAGCAUGUAAAAAUAAACUUCAUUUUCCAAAAUGCGAUGCGGAUAUGGGCGUCGGUGUUUAGUUCCUGAAAUGGACACUCCAUUUUCUACGAGUUGAUACCAGUAGAAUCCAAAUUUAGCAAACCCGUAAAAAAGUGGGCAUAUCGAAACAGCCCCUCCCCAGAUCUAGGCGCAGUAUAACAAUAAUUUACGUCUCGAAUGUUCUUGUCGGUGUUUUGCAAUAUUAAUAAGCAUAACUUUCCGUUUUCCAGAGCAGCCUAUAGAAGCCAUACUCAUUUGGCAGCAAGUCCCCACGGCAGAAGUUGUUAGUGUCCCUACCACGGGACCUGAACACCCUCGCACGGGUCUUUGCCAGUCACAAGAUGUAAUACAAAUAUUAGCUAUUUUUGUCAUUUUGGUAUUGCCUUUCGUCACGUCAAGUAUCUUUAUGGGUCUGAAUGUACAGAUUAUCCAUCUCUUUAAAUUUGGUUUUAUUUCUUUAUUUAUUUAAUCCCUGAAGAAAUUUUUAACCUGACAGAAAACGCCGUGUCUCCAUUAGGAAGUGCACCCGGUUAAUGCUGUUUAUUGUGAGGCGGGUGGUACAAUGGUUUAAACCGUUUUCCUGCCAUCUAGCGAAUUCUAAAGUGAACGCACAUUCAAGCAGCAUUACCAACACGCACAAUUGUAAAUGUAUUAAUUUAUUUAAUCAUAGGAUAUUAAAUGACGGUCUAUCAACUGUGAAGGUUAUCAGAUGAGAGGAAAUUGUGUGUCCGUCACGCGCGCCGUACGAAGGGCGGUUGCUUGCAAGGGCUCUGUGUGCCGUCCAGUGGGGCCGACCAUGCUCUGUGCUCCCUGUGGAACAGACGCCACCCACUGUAAGGGUGACGCGCCUCUCCAUGCAAAUUAAGUGUUAAGAUUACUUAAUGUGUCAGUUAGUGCCUGUGUCUGUUUCUCCAGGAAUUACGCGCGAUCUCUAGUGACUGAGUCUGGUGAUGGGGUUAGUUUUACGUGCAAAGCGCAUUUCUGUAGCGAUGAUAAGACAAUUUGUUCCUUCCAGAUAUGUAGAGACAGUGACUUGCCUCUGUCUGUGUAGCAAAGUAGUUUCGGCUGAUCGGAACUUCAGGAAACGUCCUUAAACUGAACCCAGCAUGUGCCUACACGGCGUCACAUACGCAAGCGAGUUGUGCUGCGCCCUGCAGCUGUGUGUGACGCAACAAUGUAACGUUUGAAGGUGGCCCCUGCCCAACAAUACCGCAUUUCUCUGUGCAGCCACUUUAUGCUUAUGUAACGCAUGCCGAAAGUUUAACUUGCAUCGAACUCUGAGGUCGAGAGGUCCCAUAUUCAAAUCUCGGCCCAGAGGAUCACCCUCUUCACUCACAUUGUUCGUGGUCUUCCUCAGACACCCCAGAUAAAUGUCUGCAUUUUUAAUUUCAAAUUCAGUAUUCACUGCUCAUUGCCGUUGAGCUACACAGUGCGGGCUGCCGAGAGCUUCCUUGCAUAAACAACAAAUGCAUAAAUAUAAAAUAUACAUAAUCUGAGUUUCUCUUUGCGAUUGUAUGCUGUGAAAUCUCUCGUGCUAUCAGCCUUGUCCAUGUGGAGUUAGUAUUCGACGUUUCGGAGACCGUUUCCUUCUCCAUUAUCAGGGAGUUGACGUUAUCGGACUAAAACAAUUCUUUGCGCAUAGUUAUCAGUUCGGUCUGUCGUGUCAUUUCCAUGCGCUGAUACAGGAGUGACCAUUAACGUUGGGACAUGAGAUUCAUGUUCAUAACAUUACGCGUUGGAUGUGAUUGUAAGCUGUUGCACACGUUGCCGGGUUCCGGUGCGCUCGCGGUGUGCGGGACUCUGUCGGUCUGGGGACACACCACCGCGCCACUUUCUUUUUAUAUUGCUGAAGUUCUGAUCACUGCCGCUAUGCUUAGGUGGGUGUGAGGACACUCAUCAACACUCAUAGAACCACUCUCUCAAAUUGGUUGUUAGGACCUUGUAAUAAAGAUUGGUUUGCAAUUGAGUUAACUUUACCUAUUGUGAUACUUCUGUCUCUGACUGUACAUAAUGACUGUGUUUCCUUGUGGACGUGCAACAGGAAGAUCCAGACUGUUUUGUGUCUUAUUUCUUAUGUCAGGAAUAGUGAUAUCUUUUUGUAAGAAAAAAAUGGUAAAAGGGUAGAAGUAUUUUUCACAAUUUGUUCUAAAUCAUUUUUAAAUAUAAAUAAACUGAAAAUGAACUGUGGAAAUAAAGUUGGUGUGUGCCUUGCCCCAUG